This is a messenger RNA of Chara braunii, 1542 nucleotides long. NCBI's taxonomy places the organism in Eukaryota, Viridiplantae, Streptophyta, Charophyceae, Charales, Characeae. The record is from the annotation of a GenBank genome assembly.
GGAUAUGGACAUACAACACGAACCCGUCUACAAAACAACCAGAUAUAUUCCCCCCUUCAGACAGCAGAUGGCACGCAGUGGGAGCAAAGAAAGUAACAGGCAUCCCAGGAAAAAUCCACAAAGAUCAGAUCAUCGACCCACUAGCGAUCAGGGAAGAAAAAAAACACGAAGAUCUGCUGUGGGACAUGGAGACAAUCAGGACCAAGACAGCAGAAACGUGCCAGGACACUAAUCUAGACAACAACACCCUGUUGCAGGAAGCAAAACAGACCCUCGAACACCGCCACCCCAAACCAGAGAUCCCCCCCGCUCUCAAACGGAAUGCCUCUCCCUCCGCCAAGAGCUCCCAAGAGGACAGGGCAGGCAAGAAGAGGAGAGCAACGGAGGAGGGCUCAGGGAAGCCAGCCAAGGGGAAAACAGUGGUCGGAAUCCCGCAGUCCAAGAAUUUUUUUGAUCUGCUGCGCAUGAACGCCGAACUCUCGGAGUUCAGCGCCUUCAGAUAUUACGAAAAGAAGAGGGAAAGAGAAUCGGCUGGAACAGACACCAACACAGGUUUCGACCCCCAAACUUCGACAGACUCCAUCCGAGACAUGGUUUCCAAGAACUGGAAACCGUCGAAGGGAAGGGACAAGAGGCCGAAGGGUCCCCCCAAGGACGAAGCAGGCAGCAAGAAUGAACAGCGCAGACUCACGCAGGAAAUAGCAACAGUGGCAGCACAGACAAAAAGGUUGUUCGACCAGAACCAGGACUACAAAAAGGAACAAGGAGAGAAAUUCAUAACAGUCCGGAUGAUCGCUGAAAACAAGGYGCCYGACGUCCCCAAAUCAGCAAGAGUUGAUAGGGGGACCACGAGGGCGGUAAGACCGCUGAUCCCAGUCCGGUUCAGGAACAAAUUCAAUGAGUGGCAGGUGGCCACAGACGCAGCGUUCACAUUUCCCACCCUCGACRAUGACAAUGCCCUGGCCAGGAACAYCAGGRACAAUAUUUCAGCGGAGAUCCCGCYGGGGGUGUUUGGGAUCCCGCCAAGGGAACAGAYAGCCGAAGGGAAGGCGUUGGAAGAUUUGAUCCUCACCCCUUUCGACCCCAUCCUGGUCAAGCUCGACGAGAAAGCCAAACUCUGYGAAGGCCUGACAUGGAGGGCUUGGGACACGRUCACAAUGYUGCCUUACAACGUGYUGAACGGAAGGUUCAGCACAACCGACAUCAUUGCAGAUUCGCUGGCCGACAUCAUCAGGACCCGCAUUCUGACCUCCAAGACCUCGCUGCAGGACGAGGCGACCCCCAUCUACGUGGACAUGGGGAAGGAAGAAGCGGACAUGGAGGACGAUGAGGAUGACGGGAUGGAAGUGGGCGACAAGAUCUCCCCCGGAGGAGACGACGAGGAGCCACGCUCGACAACAGAGAGCAGCGCUGGCGAGUACAGCCUGGGAUCCUCAGCGACAAGUGAGGACAACAGAGACGAGGACACCGACGGCAGCAAGACCCAGGCAGCAGCAGACUAAAUAACUCACCACCUGGAAGAAAUAAAACCCCACCUUAAGC